CCGGCCACCUGAAUUAAAACCAGGUGAUGAAUAUCUGGUUGACCAUUCGAUUUUCUUUUAUCUUAUGGAUCCAAAUGGAGAAUUUGUUGAUUGUUAUGGAAAGAAUACUACUGCCGAGGAAGUUACUGAAAGU
Acaulospora morrowiae is the source of this 133-nucleotide messenger RNA. NCBI's taxonomy places the organism in Eukaryota, Fungi, Glomeromycota, Glomeromycetes, Diversisporales, Acaulosporaceae. The record is from the annotation of a GenBank genome assembly.